CCUACGAGCCCUUUGAACCCCUGUUGGACAGAAAAAGAAAAAUAUUGGACAAAUCCUUCAUAAAAAACCUCGCUGGUGGCGAAGUAUUUUUCCUUCCACAACUGGAGAGCAAAGGUUAAGUUUAUGGGAACACUGAAACAAUGACCUCGAGCUGCACCUCGGUCCCCAGACAGAAGCAGAGGAGGAGGAGGAGGAGGAGGAGGAGGAGGAGGAGCCGAGGCCGCAGGAAUUCCCAGGCUCUGUCAGCACUGGGAGAUUUCCAAAUACUCCCCUUAGAGAUCUUCCAAAUGGUGCUGAAUUAUCUCUCAGUGAAGGAUAUCAGCGUGCUGAGUUUGGUGUCCAAAAGCAUCAGUGGUGGUGUCAUUAAUUAUAUCUGCACCUCAUCAGGGAGUCACAGGAUGCUGCUGCAGGAUUUCCAUCAGCUCCCCAGCCCAGGAGAAGGAGCCUCCAUCCUGGAGCACUACAGAGCUCUGGGACUGCUGCUCAAGAGGUGCACCCUGCUGCUGCCCACCAGGGACAGGCUCAAGUACGUGCACAAGGUGCUCUCAGGGGUCUCCUGUUUCAAGCUGAAUGGUUGUGCCAGUCCUCUGCACUGCCUGGGCUUGCAGUGCUAUGGGGUGUUCCUACAGAUCCUGACCGCGGGCUGGGAUGAGCUCGAGUGCCACCGGGUGUUCAACUUCCUCUGGGAGCUCAGCAAUUUAGCCAGGAAAGUGCAGACUGUGGUCAGCAGCAAACCAGGCAGUGCCCGGAGGCUGGAGCUGCGGAUCCGCCUGUACUGCCGGGGGGUGCUGCUGGCCGGGAGCCGCCGCGGCGACUCCGCCUUUUGGCUCACGCGUAUCCUCAAACCCUGGCCCAUGGUGAACCAGGCCCGCCUGCUCUACAUCAUCUUCGGACCCGUGUCCUCCCGCGAUGGACAUGUGGUCUGGCAGAAAAUGAUAGAAGGACCAACAGAUGAGACCAGUCUGAAGGGUUUAGCUGAUGCAAUUAAGCUGCUGUAUGGUACAGAAGCUAGAGAAUGGACAGCAGAUGAUGUUAUCAGUCUUGUGGAUGAGCUGUCAGUGGUUCCCCAGGAGUGGCUGAUGGAGAACAACGCUCGGCUCCUCCUCCUCAGUGGGAACAGCAUCUGCUUCACCUUCCUGGCCAGCAAAGCUGUGAAUGGCAGAGCUGUGGAGCUGGCCAGGCUCAUGGUCUUCAUGGUUCUGGUGUGUGAGAAGGACCUGUACUGCAUGGACUGGGCAGUGAAGAUGAUGCAGAAGGUCUGCAAAGUUUUCAGCACUCCCUGGGAGAGAAACAACUUCCUGGAGUGCCUGGAGAACGCCUUUGCUCACAUGCUCAUGGACAUGCUGCAGGCAGUGCUGGCUGGGGAGCGGGAUGAGGAGGACAGCAGCUUCCUGAACCUCUUCCACCUGAUGAAUGCACAGGCCAACUUCCACAAGGAAAUCCUCUACAUGGCCGUGGGCAACACCAGCGGCACCACCUGA
Messenger RNA from Cinclus cinclus, 1481 nucleotides. RefSeq names its product F-box protein 47 (gene FBXO47). The record is from RefSeq and is a predicted model, not a curated record. The transcript is spliced from 12 exons. Gene Ontology annotation, molecular function: protein binding. NCBI's taxonomy places the organism in Eukaryota, Metazoa, Chordata, Aves, Passeriformes, Cinclidae. Bases 141 to 1481 code for a protein of 446 amino acids.